This is a messenger RNA of Drosophila biarmipes, 525 nucleotides long. RefSeq lists its product as uncharacterized. The transcript is spliced from 2 exons. NCBI's taxonomy places the organism in Eukaryota, Metazoa, Arthropoda, Insecta, Diptera, Drosophilidae. The record is from RefSeq and is a predicted model, not a curated record. Bases 109 to 456 code for a protein of 115 amino acids.
UGAAGCCCACUAUAUGGUGACGAGCCCGGAGCUCCGACAGCGAAGACAGUUUGCCCCAGACCGCCAUCGAAUCCGUUUGCCAAGCCGGAAUCAGCUAGAAUCAGCGCCAUGGAUAGCCUCGAGUAUGCGGUCGAGUUUGCCCACGAUGAGAAUCUGCUGGGGGGUCGGGCGAGUGUGUCCCACCUGUCGGAUUUUCUGGCCACGCUCACCCUGAAGUCGUCCGAGGAACUCAAUGAAGACGUCCACACCUUUCACGAGAAACUUCUGCAGCUCAAACGGGAAGCUGACUCACUAGACACAAAUUGUGGCUCACCCGAUUAUAACACCAAAAAGGAGGAAUUAAUCUUCAGGGUCGUGUGCGCAAUCAAGGGUAUUGACCAUGACGAGUGGCUUAGGGACGCCGCAGCCUCUCUUGAAGCUUUUCUAGAGGACGAAUUUGUCUCCGAUGACGUUUGACAAAUGGGUCCUUGGCCUUAGGACCACAGAUUUGUUUAAUUUUAAUAAAUACCUAUAUUUAGUUAUCGA